AUGUUGAUUGGCAACGAAUCAAGUCGAUCUAUUGCAAAUGCAACCGGUCUUUCAAUUAGGACAAUACAAAGCUGGAUACGAAAGCUUGAAGCAGACCAAAAUAUAAUACCAAAAAAACGUGGCAGAGUUGCACGAAAUAAUAUUGAAAGAAAAAGAGAAAUCGAGUUAUUAAUUAAUGCAAAUAAUGCAUUAACUACUAUUGACAUUGCAGAGUUAAUGCCAGAAGAACGUAAAUGCUCGACAACUACAAUCAAAAGAGAAUUAAAACAAAUGGGAUAUACCCGUAAAAGGCUUAAAUCGAUUGUUGUUGCAAGAAAUUCAGCUCAAGUAAUAGCAACGAGGUUUAUGUUUGGCAAUCAUGUUUCUUUUCUGCGAAAUUCAGAUUUGGUCUAUAUUGAUGAAACCGGGUUCAAUCUGCAUGAUUCACGACAUUAUGGAUAUACAUUAUUAGUAAGCACCCCGUUUGUUACAGUGCCCACACAGAGAGGAAGAAAUGUUAGUCUAAUAUGCGCUAUUUCAGUUACAGGGUGUAUUGGAUUUAAACUAAAGAUUAGAGCCUUUAAUACCACUAGCAUGCACGACUGGAUAGAACAAGAUUUAAGACCAGUUUUAAGUGAUCGCAGAUAUGUUGUAGUAAUGGGUAAUGCGCGAUUCCACCAUUCAUCAAUAGUAGAAUCGGCAUUUCGUAAAAGUAAUUGUACUAUCCAGUUUUUACCACCUUACAGUCCUCAACUUAAUACUAUCGAGGUGUUUUUUGGCGUGGUUAAAAAUUUAUUUAAAGGAAUACAACCGCGGCCUAACAAUUCACAAGAAAUGAUUAGAAUUAUUACUGAGAUUUUAUCAGGUUUUACCGAAUAUUCUUUUGAGAAUUAUUAUUCUCACAUGCGUGAGUGGAUGUUAAAAGGAAUUCAACGUAAUGAAUUUAUUUGA
Hydra vulgaris (swiftwater hydra) is the source of this 930-nucleotide messenger RNA. The record is from RefSeq and is a predicted model, not a curated record. Lineage: Eukaryota; Metazoa; Cnidaria; Hydrozoa; Anthoathecata; Hydridae.